Populus euphratica (Euphrates poplar) is the source of this 2337-nucleotide messenger RNA. RefSeq lists its product as uncharacterized. Lineage: Eukaryota; Viridiplantae; Streptophyta; Magnoliopsida; Malpighiales; Salicaceae. Gene Ontology annotation, cellular component: Ino80 complex. The transcript has 2 exons. The record is from RefSeq and is a predicted model, not a curated record. The coding region runs from base 387 to 2195 and encodes 602 amino acids.
UUUCAGAUAAUUAUGGUGAUGGUAUUCUGCAGGGGCACUGCGGUACAGUAGAAGGGCCAAGAAGCCAAAAAAGAAAAAUAAAAAAUCCAAAGCCAAAAGAAGGAAUAAGUUCGGCACAGACAGGUACGAGAGAAAGAGAAAGAUGUAAAGCUAAUAUCCUAAUUCCUAUCCCCCCAAAAAAUGGCACUCUUGCCCACUUCGGGUCUCCGUUUUCAACUACUGUAGAAGAGAAAAGCCCCCAUUUUCAGCUCUAAUUCAUAUGCCUCGCCUCUUCUCUGUUCUACCCUUUCCAGGCACCUUAAUUAGUUCUGGUGAUUAAGUUUCAGAUCGGGGAUUUGAUAUGUUCAUGUAACUUAAGGAUUGUCUUCACACUACUUUCUGUAUCAAUGGGCAUACAGAAGAUUUGCCAUCGGAGUUCAAGUUCUGAUAAAGUUUCUUGUGUCUUCAAUGGUGAAGUUAAGCUCAUGAGAGAUAACACAGUCCUGGGAGCAGACUCAGGGAAUGAUUCAGAUGAUUGUGAACUUGCUGAAUUGAACUGUGAGCUUGGCAUGGUGGAAGGCCAGUGGUGCUGCAUACCUUAUGAGCUCUAUGAUCUUCCAGAUUUGAGGGAAAUAUUAUCUCUAGACACAUGGAAUUUGUGUUUAACAGAGGAAGAAAGGUUCCAUCUGUCAGCUUACCUUCCAGACAUGGACCAAGAGACGUUUUGCUUGACUAUGAAGGAACUUUUUGAUGGUAGUGAAAUAUAUUUUGGGAAUCCUUUGGAUAAAUUCUUCAAAAAAUUGAAAGCUGGAUUCUACCCUCCAAAGGUGGCUUGCUUCAGGGAAGGCUUGCAGUUUUUACAAAGGAAGCAAUAUUAUCAUUCGCUUAGAGCUUACCAUGACAGGAUGAUACAAAAGUUUUUAGACAUGAGAAGGUUAUGGAAAAAUAGGAGAAAACAAAAGAGCAUCAACAUGCUUGAUCUAAAUGAAUCUCCUGAUGACAAUCAUCUGUUAAGUGAGAAGGUUAACUUGGAAUUGAAGGCAACGAAGCUAGUGGAGAGUGAGAAUUCAGCAAAGGACAGGCCACCCUUUCUGUCUGCCAACAGGCCAAAAUUUGCAGCUCCAUACUGCAGACCAAAGGGGGUUCUAAAGAUGAAGGCUUACGGCAAUGAUUCAUUCCAUAAUUACAAUUCAAAGAUGGCUGUGGCUGAUUUCUCUGAACACUAUCGAUCAUUGCCCAAAGGACUGUUGAAAAUAGCACCUAAAAUUCCUUCAGUUCACCUGGAACAAUCAGACAUUGUGCCAACAGGAGAGCAAUCAAACUUUCCUUCUGGGACUCAUGGCAUACGGGAUUUUAAGUUUUCUCCUAUACCAGCUUCUCUAUGCUUUCAGCAUGCAGGUAGCCUGCAUGAAUAUCCAUUUCUAAGGCAAAAGGCUGAUGGUAGCAGAGUUUAUUCUCCUCUGGACCAACCUCAUUUUCUAAUGGAUCCACAGGAAAGUGUUAGAGUAACAAGUAAUCACCCAGAAAGCUCUACAAGAAAAGUGAAACUGGAAACAUCUUCAUCUUUAGAUGACAAUUCUGUUUUAGGAAAACACAAAUUGUUUGGAGUUGAUAUGGGAAGGUUUCUGAAUAAGGAAUGCAAGUCAUCCUUGGAUACAGUGGGUGCAAUGCCGUAUGCCUUUGGUAGUGAAAAUCCGAGGGCAAAUGUGGGCAGAGAAUUUAAUGGCUCUUCCCUGAGAUCCUUGGAAUCAUUCCCAUUUCGUAUCCAAAAUCAGGGAGGGGAGCAGCACAUGACACCCUUAAAAGAAGAGCAUCUCACUAUCCAUCCAAGAAUUCCAGAAGUGGUUCCCACAAUUUCAGAUGUUGGCAAUGGUAAGCAAGAAACGUUAAUGGGUUCUUCACACCAAAAGAAUGGUGAGAGUGAGGUCAGCAUCAGAAAAUCGGAGAAGUUAUCGAGUAAAUCCGGUGUCUCGGAGGCAUUUAAGGAUAAAAAGUUACUGCCAUUGACGUACAAGCGAAGGAAAGUUGUAACUAAGGCCAACUCAUUAAACUUUGGCAAGUCACUAACAGCAGCUGCUGAUUUGAAGUCUGCAAUUCCAAAAGAAUCAAAUCAAGAUUUUAGGGAAGGUGUGAAAACUGUGAAGAUAAAAUUAACGGGAUUGAAAGAUAUGCCCUUGGACAAGGAACCUGAAACAACACUUCAUGUACUAAAGUAGGUACUUCCUAGUAAUAUCAAUUUUCUUUGUGGUUUCCACAAAAUUACUCUGUAGUAUAUGCUUUCUAAGAUGUGUAAAUCGAAGUAUAGUGAAAAAGAAAAGUUCCCAUCUUCGUGAUAAUCCCAUUGCGAACUUAUAUUCU